Molecule: messenger RNA, 288 nt
Organism: Sphaeroforma arctica JP610
Lineage: Eukaryota; Ichthyosporea; Ichthyophonida
Exons: 1
Molecular function (GO): oxidoreductase activity; FMN binding
Source: RefSeq, a predicted model, not a curated record
GGCCAUCCCAUCAGUCAGUCACUUGCGCGUAACACCAUAUCCAUCGUACAAUCUCUAACUAGCCCAUACGAUUCGAGUGCAUCUCCACCCCACAACGACACCAUGACGUCGAAAUAUGCGCACAUGCUCAAGCCGUUGGAUCUGGGGUUCACUACACUUAAGAAUAGAGUGCUUAUGGGAAGCAUGCACACAGGUCUAGAGGAAGGCGGAGUCUUCCAUGGUAGUUUGACGCGUAUGGCCAAGUUCUAUGCCGAGAGGGCGAAGGGUAUGUGCAGAAUGUACUCGUAG